Messenger RNA from Candidula unifasciata, 375 nucleotides. The record is from the annotation of a GenBank genome assembly. NCBI's taxonomy places the organism in Eukaryota, Metazoa, Mollusca, Gastropoda, Stylommatophora, Geomitridae.
AUGAGUUGUGGACAGACCAGCAUGAACCAGUGUCCAGAAACAAGAUGCACAUCCUGGCCAGUGACCACCAACUGGACUGUGCGGGAUGUUGGCCGAUAUGUCCAUGACCUUGGCUACACAAAGUACUUCCGGUGUUUUACAGAGAACGCCAUCACGGGGAAGGAUCUGGAGACGAUGGACGCUUUUGAUUUACAAAGAGAAUCUGGCGGGAACUUGCGUCUGCCUCCACUAGCUGACGUCAACAACUUGCGUCUGCCAUAUCGGGACCACGGUGACCGCAUCUACCGCUACAAGCUGCCCGUGCAGUCAUACCACGACCACUGUAUGGUACUGGGCCGCGUGGAUGUGUGGAAGAUGUAUAAUUCCAAAUUUUAA